Messenger RNA from Scomber scombrus (Atlantic mackerel), 8328 nucleotides. RefSeq names its product cytoskeleton associated protein 5 (gene ckap5). Gene Ontology annotation, biological process: establishment or maintenance of microtubule cytoskeleton polarity; mitotic spindle organization; centrosome duplication. The coding region runs from base 123 to 6284 and encodes 2053 amino acids. Gene Ontology annotation, cellular component: kinetochore; microtubule plus-end; spindle pole. The record is from RefSeq and is a predicted model, not a curated record. Gene Ontology annotation, molecular function: microtubule plus-end binding; microtubule plus end polymerase activity. The transcript has 44 exons. NCBI's taxonomy places the organism in Eukaryota, Metazoa, Chordata, Actinopteri, Scombriformes, Scombridae.
UGGGCUUCUCCGUAGUGAUCCCAUUAUCACCUCCAUCUCACUGGACAGCCAGCAUCGUAUUGUCUCUUAGAGACGCAAACAGUUGAGUACCUUUGGGGAAGCCCACCCCCCGAGUGGCCACCAUGGGGGACGAUAGCGAGUGGAUGAAGCUUCCCAUCGACCAGAAAUGUGAACACAAGGUGUGGAAAGCCCGUCUGAAUGGAUACGAAGAAGCUCUGAAGUUGUUCAAGAGGAUAACGGACGAGAAGAGUCCAGAGUGGGGGAAGUACCUGGGACUCAUCAAGAAGUUUGUCACCGACUCAAAUGCCGUGGCUCAGCUUAAAGGCCUGGAGGCUGCGCUGGCCUUCAUCGAGAACGCUCAUGUUGCUGGGAAGACGACGGGUGAGGUGGUGUCAGGCGUGGUGACCAAAGUGUUCAACCAGCCGAAGGCCCGGGCCAAGGAGCUGGGCGCUGACAUCUGUCUGAUGUACAUAGAGAUAGAGAAGGCUGAGGUGGUGCAAGACGAGCUGCUCAAAGGACUGGACAACAAGAACCCCAAGAUAGUAGUGACCUGCCUCGAAGCACUCAGGAAGGCUCUCAGUGAGUACGGAUCAAAGAUAGUGACUCUGAAGCCGGUAGUGAAGGUUUUACCCAAACAGUUCGAGUCCAGAGAGAAAGCGGUGAGAGACGAAGCCAAGCAGCUCGCCAUAGAGAUCUACAAAUGGAUCCGAGACGCUCUGAGACCUCCGCUGCAGAACAUCAACUCUGUUCAGCUGAAGGAACUGGAGGAGGAGUGGGUGAAGCUACCUACAUCUCCUCCCAAGCAGAGCCGGUUCCUGCGCUCCCAGCAGGACCUGAAGGCAAAGUUUGAACAACAACAAGCACAAGGAGAACAGUCCGAUGGAGAGGAUGAGGAGGAAACAGUGACAGCAGUAGAUCCUUAUGAACUGCUGGAAGCUGUGGAGAUUCUCUCCAAGAUGCCCAAAGACUUCUAUGACAAAAUAGAAGCUAAAAAGUGGCAGGAGAGGAAAGAAGCUCUUGAGGCUAUAGAAGCUUUGGCCAAGAACCCCAAACUAGAGAAUGGAGACUAUGGAGACCUGGUCAGAGCCCUGAAGAAGGUUGUGGGGAAAGAUGCAAACGUGAUGCUGGUGUCACUGGCAGCCAAAUGUCUAGCCGGACUGGCCGCUGGUCUCAGGAAGAAGUUUGGAACAUAUGCAGGACAAGUGGUUCCAACCAUUCUGGAGAAGUUCAAAGAGAAGAAGCCUCAGGUUGUCCAGGCUCUGCAGGAGGCCAUCGACGCCAUCUUCCUCACUACCACUCUACAGAACCUGUCAGAGGACAUCCUGGGAGUGAUGGACAAUAAGAACCCUUCCAUUAAACAGCAAGCCUCUCUGUUUCUGGCCCGCUCCAUCAGACACUGCACUCAGGCCACACUGCCCAAGAGCGUCCUCAAACCCCUCUGUGCUGCCCUCAUAAAGCAAGUGAAUGACUCGGCUCCAGAGGUGCGAGAUGCUGCUUUUGAAGCUUUGGGGACGGCCAUGAAAGUGGUGGGAGAGAAAGCUGUGAACCCUUUCCUCUCCGAUUUGGAUAAACUCAAACUGGACAAGAUAAAGGAGAGCGCCGAUAAAGUGGAGCUCGCAGGAGGGAAGAAGGGUGCAGGAGGAAGUGGAGCUGGAGACAAGAAGCCUGUAGCUAGGGCUCCUCCCGCUGCUGAGGCUCCACCCAAAUCCACAGCCCCACCCAAGAAGACCCCAGCUGCUGGCGGCAAGUCGUCAGGUCCACCUAAGAAAGGCAAACCUGCUGCAGCUGGUGGGAAAGCCAAAAAGGGCGCUGAUAGUAAAGAGGUCGCAGAGACUGAAUUGUCGGUUGAGGUGUGUGAGGAUCUGGCAGCAGGUGUCCUUCCUGCCUCCUGUCUACAGCAACUGGACUCUUCUAACUGGAAGGAGAGACUGGCCAGUAUGGAGGAGUUCCAGAGGGCUGUUGAAACCAUGGAUAAGGCACAGAUGCCCUGCCAGGCUUUAGUCAGGAUGUUGGCCAAGAAACCGGGUUGGAAGGAGACCAACUUCCAGGUGAUGCAGAUGAAGCUCCACAUCGUCGCUCUCAUUGCAGAGAGGGGAAAGUUUUCCAAGACGUCCGCCACCGUGGUUUUGGACGGCUUGGUGGAUAAAGUCGGAGAUGUUAAAUGUGGCGGAAAUGCCAAAGAGGGACUGACUGCUAUUGGACAGGCCUGUUCACUGCCAUGGACUGCAGAACAGGCUAUGUCUAUGGUGUUUGCACAGAAGAACCCCAAGAACCAGGCAGAGACUCUCAACUGGCUGGCUAAUGCUAUGAAGGAGUUUGGCUUUGCUGGUAUCAAUGUGAAGGCUUUCAUCAACAAUGUGAAGACGGCUCUGGGAGCGACUAACCCGGCUAUUCGAACGGCAGCCAUCACCCUGCUGGGAGUCAUGUACCUCUACAUGGGAGCUCCUCUCCGCAUGUUCUUUGAGGAUGAGAAGCCAGCUCUCCUCGCACAGAUAGAUGCUGAGUUUGAGAAGAUGCAAGGUCAGUCUCCACCAGCUCCAAUCAGAUUAACCAAGAAGGCAGCAUCAGCAGAGGAGGAGGGUGAUGAUGGAGAGGAGGGGGAAGAAGACGGAGGAGGAGGAGGAGGAGGUGGACAGGACAUCAUGGACCUGCUGCCCAGAACAGAUAUCAGCGACAAGAUCACAUCCGAUCUGGUGUCUAAAAUCGGGGAUAAGAACUGGAAGAUCAGGAAGGAGGGUCUUGACGAGGUUGCAGCCAUCAUCUCAGAGGCCAAAUUCAUCACAGCCAACAUAGGAGAGCUGUCUCUGGCCCUGAAAGGACGACUAGGCGAUUCCAACAAGAUCCUGGUCCAGCAGAGCCUGACUAUCCUGCAGCAGCUGGCUACAGCAAUGGGACCUGGACUAAAGCAGCAUGUUAAAGCACUGGGAAUCCCUGUAAUCACUGUACUGGGAGAUAGUAAGGCGAAUGUCAGGGCGGCUGCUCUGGCCACUGUGCAGGCCUGGGUAGAGCAGACCGGGAUGAAGGAGUGGCUAGAAGGAGAAGAUCUGUCAGAGGAGCUGAAGAGAGAGAAUCCCUUCCUACGACAGGAGGUGUUAGGAUGGUUAGCAGAGAAGCUGCCCACUCUGAGGACAGUACCUGGGGAUCUGAUGCUGUGCAUCCCCCAGCUCUACGCCUGCCUGGAGGACAGGAAUGGAGACGUGAGGAAGAAAGCCCAGGAUGCCCUGCCCACCUUCAUGAUGCACCUGGGAUACGAUAAGAUGACUAAGGCCACUGGGAAACUCAAGCCUGCCUCUAAGGACCAGGUGGUAACCAUGUUGGAAAAAGCCAGAACAGUGAUGCCAGCUAAACCUGCUGCUCCUGCCAAAGCUGGAGGAGGAAAAGGCUCUGCAGAGCCAAGCAGAGCUGCCUCAGCCUCCAGGUCUCAGCCAGCCAAUGAGGACUUCCCUGACAGUAAACCUGAAGUUAAGAAAGUGAGAGGAGGGGCGCCCGCUAAGAAGCUCCCCUCUCCUCAAGAAGAACCUGCCCCUCCCCCUCCCUCCAAGGACAAGGACAGUAAUGCUAGUAAAAAGCCCCCCGGCAAAGGGAAGGCUGCUGCUGGCAGUCAACAGGGUGCAGCUGCUAAGAAGCCCACAGCUAAAGGCGUGAAGGACGAUGAAGAUAGGUCUGGGCCAAUCUUCGUCCUCAUCCCCAACGCUAAGGAGCAGAGGAUCAAAGAGGAGAAGCAGCUGAAGAUCUUAAAGUGGAACUUCACCACCCCUCGAGACGAAUAUGUGGAGCAGCUGAAAACUCAGAUGUCCACCUGCUUUGCCAAGUGGCUCCAGGACGAGCUCUACCACUUUGACUUCCAGAGACAUGUUAAAGCUAUCGGAGUCAUGAUCGAGAGGUUAGAGAGCGAGAGCGACGCCACCAUCAGCUGUCUGGAUCUGAUCAUGAAGUGGUUCACCCUGCGAUUCUUCGACACCAACACCACAGUCCUGAUGAAGGUGCUGGAGUAUCUGAAGCUGCUGUUCGUCAUGCUCAACAGAGAGAACUACCACCUCACUGAGUACGAGGCCAACUCUUUCGUCCCCUACCUCAUACUGAAGGUCGGAGAGUCAAAGGACGUGGUUCGUAAAGACGUUCGAGCCAUUCUGACCAUGCUGUGUAAAGUUUACCCAGCAUCCAAGGUCUUCCCUUUCCUCAUGGAUGGAACCAAGUCCAAGAACUCCAAACAAAGAGCUGAAUGUCUGGAGGAGUUGGGUUGUUUGAUAGAAAGCUACGGGAUGAAUGUAUGCCAGCCCACUCCAGCUAAGUGUCUGAAGGAGAUCGCUGUCCACAUCGGAGACAGAGACACGUCAGUCCGUAACGCCGCCCUGAACACCGUGGUGGCCGUCUACAACGUCUGCGGAGAACAAGUCUACAAACUAAUAGGAAAUCUGUCGGAGAAAGACAUGAGCAUGCUGGAGGAGAGGAUCAAACGUUCAGCUAAGAAGACGCCCGCACCUCCGGCCAAGCCGGCUGCAGCAGAGAGAACUCAGAGGGAGCACCCGACCAACCCCAAUGCCACCUUCCUCCGCAAGCCUGCACAGGAAGACCCCAACAAACUCAACCAAGCCCGUCAGAACGCCCAGCACAGCGAGCCCUCCCACCCAUCUAUCCCCAAGGAGUUCCAGUUAGACCUGGACAUGAUCGAGAUGGACCAGAGCAGAGUGUGUGAGCUGCCGGACCUCGUCCAACACAAGCUGGAUGAGCUGCUGGAGCCCAUCAUGAUCCCCGAACCCAAGAUGAGAGCUGUCUCUCCUCACUUUGAUGACCUCCACAACAGCACAGCCUCCACCAUCAACUUUGUCAUCUCUCAGGUGGCGAGUGGUGACAUCAACACCAGCAUACAGGCACUGGCACAGAUUGAUGAGGUGUUGCGGCAGGAAGACAAAGCAGAGGUCAUGUCAGGUCACAUCGACCAGUUCCUCAUCGCCACCUUCAUGCAGCUGAGGCUCAUCUACAACACACACAUGGCUGACGACCGGCUGGACAAGAGGGACAUCUUUAAACUGUACAGCUGCAUCAUAGGAAACAUGCUGUCUCUGUUCUCUAUGGAGCCUCUGGCCAGAGAGGCGUCUAUGGGCGUGUUGAAGGACCUGAUGCACGGUCUGAUCACACUGAUGCUGGACGCCAGGGUGGAGGACAUAGAAGAGGGACAGCAGCUCAUCAGAUCUGUCAACCUGCUGGUAAUUAAAGUCAUGGAGAGGUCUGACCAGACCAACAUACUCAGUGCUCUGCUGGUUUUGCUUCAGGAGAGUUUAGUCACAACAGCUGGGUCUCCCAUGUUACCUGAACUAGUCAUGAAGUGUCUGUGGAGGAUGAUCCGCUUCCUCCCAGAGACCAUCAACAACAUCAACCUGGACCGGAUCUUAUUGGACGUCCACAACAUCAUGAAGGUUUUCCCCAAAGAGAAACUCAAGCAGCUCAAGAGUGACAUGCCACAUAGAACCCUCAAGACCCUGUUACACACACUCUGCAAGCUCACCGGGGCCAAGAUCCUGGACCACCUGUCAAUGAUAGAGAAUCGUAACGAGUCAGAGUUAGAGGCUCAUCUGAGGCGGGUGGUCAAACACUCUGGAAACCUGUCUGGAUACAAAUCUGACAGAGGCAGCGAGAAGACUGGUCUGCACACGGAGGAUCGCAUGUCAAAGGCAAAGGUCAGUGAUAUUCUGACUGAAAUCUUCAAGAAGAUCGGCUCCAAAGAGAACACGAAAGAGGGUUUGACAGAGCUGUAUGAGUACAAGCAGAAGUACUCAGAUGUAGACUUGGAGCCUUUCCUCAAGAACACCUCCCAGUUCUUCCAGAGCUACGUGGAGCGAGGACUCCGUAUGAUCGAGUCUGACAGAGAGGGCAAAGCUCGCAUCCAGACCUCAACAGUGAUCCCUCAGCACAGCGCUGACUCCAACCUGAGCAGCAACAACGAAGAACUGAAACCAGCCGUUUACUACGAGAGACUCAAGAUCCUGAGACAGAGACAAGGCCUGGAAAACACCUCCAGACAGGGUCUUAGUGGAAGCGAGGACGAGCCGCAGCAGCGACCCGCCAUCUCCUCCCUGCUUUCGUCCAAGCCGUCCGUGGCUUCCUCCACCGACAUGCUCCACAGCAAGCUGUCCCAGCUCAAAGAGUCCAGAGAGCUGUACCAGCAGGAACACAACGUGCACUCCCACUCCCCCACCCACGGCAACACCCGCUCCGCCUCGCCCGCCGCCAACCUGGACGACCUGAAGAAACGUCUGGAGAGGAUAAAGAGCAACAGGCAGUAGGAGCCGCCGCCCAACCGCCCGCCCCCUCCACUCAUCCGCUACACACCUGUGGAGUUGGGCUGGUAGUUCAGAAUCAACCACAAACCCCCAUCUCCCCUCCUCUCCCCCUACACCCCCUCCUCUUUUUAACUCGCUCUGUGUUUCUAUUCAUGCUCUGGUAGAUGGACCUCCACCACCCCCCACCCCCCCUCUCUCCCCUCCCCUACUCUCACCCUUAACCCGCCUUCUGUAUCAAAAAAAAUCAGGUAGCAACUCAGAUUUGAACCUGACUCCACCCACUGUGCCUGUAUGUUAUUAGAAAUCAAACACACCCUAACCUGAUUGUAGUAAUCUUGAAUUAAGGCUGUGACGCGCACAUAAACGCACACAAACACACACUGCAUCCAUGUGUUUAUAGCUCUUAUUCAACCUUUAAAAAAGCUAUCAAAAAAAAAAGAAGUCGUUAUUUUUUGUUUUGGUUUGUUUGUUUCGCUCAUCAGGACAAAAAAAAGAAAGAAGCAGAAGUUGAGUUUAGAUGUGUGUGUGCAGGAUCACAGACUCACCUGUAGUUCUCUAUAUGUACAGUUUCAUCUUAACAACCUACUACUACCCUCUCUCUCUUUCUGUAUGUCCUGUCCUCUCCCACCCAAACCUUCAUCUCACUGUAUAAUAAUAAUCAAAUAGUGGACUCCCUUUCCUUUUCUCUCUCUCUGUUUUGAAGUAUCACAGCACAACAUGUUUGUACAUAUUUAAAGGUUGUUAACCACUUCGUGAGGCGCUUCUCUAAUAGUGUUUGGAUGGAGAAACACUGCUGUACAGAGCUGGUGUAGCUGUGCAAAUGCAGCCUGUGACUGCCCCCUUGUGGUUGAACACUAUCAUACACCUGUUUAGCAUCAGUAUUACAAUUUCUUAAUCCUGGACGUUAAAAAAAAAAAAACCUCAACCUUUCUGACUGUAGUUUGGUGAAGACAAACGACUAUUGUAUAAAGUCUUUAUUAAUAGCACGGUGCUGACAGGGCUUCAUGCUCCAGCACUUCAUUUAAUCGACUUAAACGUGUGAUUUUUCUCUCUCUCCACGUCACAUAAAAAUAAGUGAAAGUGCAUUUCCACAGCGACAUCAGCGUGUCUGAGUGUGUUUUUUUUGUUGGGUUUUUUUUGGUCCUCUGAUAUGAUUUCAAAAUUGAUGAGGCUCUAAGAAGAAGCAGCAGGUCAGGUGUUACUUGAAGGUGUGAGAGCAGCCUUCUAGAAAGCGUUUGUGUAAAGUCAGCGGUUUCCAAUCCUCUUUUUUUUCUUUUCUUUUUUUUAAAUUAAAGACGAAAAGUUCAGAUUUUACAUCCCGACCAAACUGGAGCUAAUCAGCUGAUUGUGUUUGGCUGUGAUGAAAACCUGCAGACUCUUUAAAAAAAAAAAAAAAUUAAAAAACCCUGCUUUCAGUCUGGAGGAGCAUUUGUACCCGCUGUCUCUUUUCAACCAAUCAGAACAGAGAAUCUGAGCUGCUUUUUCUUCAUUGGAGCGGAGUGUGUUUUUAAAGUAGUGUGUCAGACUGUGCUGCGUGGGGGUGACACUCUGCUGUAAAUAGUGUACGUACUAAUGCCCUCCAUUAAACCCCCCCCCCCCCCCCAUCCGUUAUUUAACAGACUUGCAGAGCCAACAUGGCCGUCACUGUAAAGCACUUCUUAGACCAAACUCUUGUUUAUUUAUGUGCGGCUCAGUCCAGCUGAAGGAGGUUCGGCUCUGUUCUGUGCGUACGGUUACAGAGCAUGGAGCAUGAAGUCACUGAUUGUUUUUAUUUCCUUCCUGUAAAUAAAGUUUGCAUUACUAAAAUCUGCUGCUUAAAGACGUCAUUGUUUUUCUGAUGAAGACGAUGGCCGUGAUGAUGAUGAUGAUGGUGGUGAUGAUGAUGAUGAUGUCAGUCAUCUGUUCUGUAGCCGAAUGUUGAGUAAAAGGAAAAAAUAAAUAACAUUGUUUUUUGUAUUUAAUUCAAACAUCAGUAGUCUUACAUUGUUGCUCUCAGUCCUUGUAUAAUCCAUAGUGGAAGAUGGCAAUAAAGUCUUGGUUUUUUUUU